CAACAACGCCGCUUUUUCCUUUUUUUUAUGCAUUCUCUCGUGCUUCCCCCUCGCCCUUUCCUCUUUCCCCCUCACUUAUUCUCUGUUUACGUUUGUCGAAGUUGAGCGAGCAGGCGGUCGGGCGGCUGCGUGUGUGGUGUAUCGUAAAGUCACUUUAUUGUACUCAACGCCUGCCCGUGUUUUCUGUAACUGGUGCAGAGCAGUUGUUCAGUGGCCCCGACAGUCGCAACUAGCCGAGUCUGCCUGAAGUUUUCGAGGGCAUGUCCAAAAAGAGCAACAACAAGGUCUGCUGCGUGUUCGGGUGUCCUUACAAAGCCAUCAACGAUGAGCCCAGACACUUCUACUGCAUCCCUUCCAAGCCGUACGAAAAAGAGCGGAGGCAGCGUUGGAUAGCGGCCAUCCGCCGAGCGAAGCCGGGCGGAUCCCAAUGGGUGCCAACCAAGCACUCGCGGGUCUGCAGUUAUCACUUUGUCGGGGGCUCUGUGAGCAACGUGAUGAACCAUCCGUCCUACGUGCCCACUAUUUUCCCCAAUGGCUCCCGAAAGAGCGGCGCAUCCGCUGAAGUCAAGCUGGCCAGACACAACAGGUGGCGGCAGAGGUUAGAAGCCAAGUCUCAACUCAGCAGUCCCCAAACCACUCCGGUCACAAACGGUCUCCGCGAAGCUGCGGACGAACGCAUGGACGAUGUGACAGAAGUGGCAUCCACCGGUCUCCCGGUAGUGCGUGCUCUCCAGCGGAACAGCACGGAACCCGCCGGCGGCAAUACGAACAUCGAGUGCACACCCGACCUGGAAUUCAUCAUCGGCGACAUCGACUACACCCCUCCAACGCCUAUGAAACGUGCAGCCCACGUCGACCAAUCCACGCAGGUGACACCCGCACAGCCCACGAUCCGCGUUGACCAAUCGGCACAGGCUACGCCGUCGGUGCAAGCCGCAUACUCGGGCCCCGACCGACGCACGUGCUGGUUCGGCGGCUACGAAACCAUCAGAGAUGUGCCGGAUGUGAUGCACGACAUGUGCGGCGUCAGCCCCCACUCCUUCCAGAUCCUGCGGAUGGCGCUGCCGACCCAGCGGCUGCGCCUGUCCGACAUCACCGUCGAAGACAAGCUGGUUAUGGCGCUGAUGAAGCUCAAGCUGGGCAUCGCCUUCUCCAGCCUGGGCGCGCUGUUCGCGAUGCACCGCAGCACGGCGGGGCGCAUAUUCUUGGGCGUUUUGGAUGCGCUCAACGAGGCGACGCGUGACUGGAUUGCGCCGCCACCGGAACGCCCGGCGCCGGCAGCGUCCCCCGAGUGGCUCAAGCGGGCGUGCCCGGACUGCCGCUAUGUCGCGCACUUCGUUGAGGUUCGGACAGAGCUUCCGCCAACGACGGAGCAGCGGCGGGCCAUGUCGGCGAAGCUGAUAAAGAACCACAUGCUCAAGUUCCUCGUCGCGUUUGCGCCAAACGGCGACAUCUGCUUCGUGUCCAAGGGCUACGGCGGCCGCACAUCGGAUGCGUCUGUGGUCGCGGAGUCCGGGUUUCUGGACUUGGUCGACGCAGGCGACAUAGUCGUGAGCCGCGACGGGUUUCUGCGCGUCGACAUAGCUCCGGAUGGAACAAAGUUUGUGUCGCUAACAUCUCCCGCCGCGACAAAGAAGUCGUCACGUCGGCGGACAGAAAGCGAGGAGAGUGAGGAGGACGAUGAAUCGUAUGGUGGUCUACAGGUGCGCGAGCACGUUAUGCGGAUGGUUCAGCGAAUCAGGGUGUACCGGAUACUCGAGAGCCGUCUGCCGGCGGCGCUCAUCGCGCACUGCGAUGCGAUCUGCGAGGUCUGCUGUGUCCUCGCAAACCUGCAGCCCAACCUGUUCCGGCCAACGACCACAGCAUGCGGGUUCUGAACGCAACGGCGUGGUAGAGGUUGGCGCGCUGCUGCAGUCGGUGUGUGCGAGAGGCUGGAUGACUUCAACGGUGCGUGCAGUGUGCAAGAAGUGUCAAUCGAGUCGAUGACUUUCGUGCAAUGGCAGCCAUGCUUACGAAGGUGUGUGAUAUGUCAAACUUUGGCAGCACUUCAGUUAGUUUGGAUCGCUUAUAAAUUUUCCACAUUAAAAUACAGUGUUUUUA
Molecule: messenger RNA, 2100 nt
Organism: Ixodes scapularis (black-legged tick)
Lineage: Eukaryota; Metazoa; Arthropoda; Arachnida; Ixodida; Ixodidae
Exons: 4
Coding region: 261-1877 (538 amino acids)
Source: RefSeq, a predicted model, not a curated record